Messenger RNA from Metarhizium robertsii ARSEF 23, 744 nucleotides. RefSeq lists its product as uncharacterized. The record is from RefSeq and is a predicted model, not a curated record. Gene Ontology annotation, cellular component: nucleus. The transcript is spliced from 4 exons. The coding region runs from base 1 to 744 and encodes 247 amino acids. Gene Ontology annotation, molecular function: nucleic acid binding. Lineage: Eukaryota; Fungi; Ascomycota; Sordariomycetes; Hypocreales; Clavicipitaceae.
AUGUCUUUGGUAUCAUCAGAUCCAUCGCUGCGUUUCGCCUCGCUGGUGGCUCAAAGGACUACAUCAUCCUUGCUACCGAUUCGGGCCGGAUCGCCACUGUCGAGUCAAUAUCUUGCCACUGAUCCAAAAGGUCGCGCUUGUCUGAUUGCCUCUAUCGAAAAGAACAAUCUGAUUCAUGUCCUUGAUCGUAACGCUGAGGCGGACCUCACUAUAUCAUCACCACUGGGGGCUCGUAAGCACGGGAUCCUCGACUUCUCGGUAGUGUCCCUUGAUGUCGGCUAUGCACUUCACAACCAGCAAUGUAUCUUGGCGCUCAGCACCACUUUGUGGAUAGCACACAUGAACCCAGUCAUGGGCGGGUUUUUAGUCACUCCUCUUUCAUACCAUGAACAUGGGCAUGGAAUUUCACAAGCGAACAGUGCGAGGAAGGCAUCGUUGGAAUCAACAGGGGUCGUCUCUAAUCCAUCCAUUCAUCCACAAGACCAAGGUCGAAGAGCCACCUACGGCACUCCUGUCCUUUCAAGGCCGACUGCUCGCUGGAAUCGGCAGAUUCUGAGCAUUUACAACGUAGGCAUGAGACAAUUGCUCCGAAGGGCACAAAUAUACAUUUCGCCGCAGCAUACUGUCCCCUUACAAUCCCCAGGCUUCCGAAUUGUUGUUGGCGACCUGCAACACGGCAUGACCAUGGUGGUUUACAAUCGCGUCUCAAAUAAGCCCGUGGCGCCGCUCACAGGCUUCAACUGA